Molecule: messenger RNA, 3103 nt
Organism: Lynx canadensis (Canada lynx)
Lineage: Eukaryota; Metazoa; Chordata; Mammalia; Carnivora; Felidae
Gene: WFDC3
Product: WAP four-disulfide core domain 3
Exons: 6
Coding region: 1768-2460 (230 amino acids)
Biological process (GO): innate immune response; antibacterial humoral response
Cellular component (GO): extracellular region
Molecular function (GO): peptidase inhibitor activity
Source: RefSeq, a predicted model, not a curated record
UAGAUUUUAAUAUGCCUCGUACUCAUCCCCCGGAAUGGAGGGAGUGGGCCUACUACGGGUACCCGAUAACCCAACAAGAGGGGGUCUGGCCCAUGCCGUCCCAAACGCUUACCCACCGGGGCCCUCCAGGCCUAGACGCCAGGGGCUGCCUCUAGCAUCUGAAGACAUCAUAAUGAAGGUUGGGUCUUGGCCCGUGGACACUCCAAGCCCCAGGGAGCUAGGCUUCUAUCCCCAGAGGGGUGAUUCUGGGAUGGGCAGGGGAUGCAAGGGGUUAACAGCUAUGGAGCUCCUCUUAGCUCUGGCUUAGAGGUAAGAGGUCCGUGAAGAGAACUGGAUCGAUUUAUGGGUGGUAGAGAAAGUUCCUUUUACCAGGUCACAAUAUGGGGGAGUAAAAAGUACACGAGUUUUACAUGUAGAAAGAGUUCCAAUUCAAUAUGAUAUGGUGAUUAACAACAUUGACUAUGCAAUUGGGCUGCCUACCUUUGGUCUACUACUAACUGACCCACGUUUCUUUCUGUGCCUCAGUUUUUCCAUCUGUAGAGUGGGGAUAAUAGUACCUAACCUAUAAGAUUGCAGUGAGGGUUAACUACAUGCAGUUAAUUCAUGUAGAGCACUUAGAACUGUGGCGCAAGUAAACCCUCAGGCAAUGUCAUCUAUUGUUACUAUUAGUAAAUUCUGGUAGCCACUACUUACUAGCUUAAUGACCUUGGGCAUUCUUUCUCAACCCCUCUGAAUCACCUUUCUUACCUCUGCAAGAUUAUUGUGAGGAUUAAAAUAAAUAAUACAAAUAAAGCAGAUGUUAGGUCAUCAACAAAUGUUAAUUAUCUCCAUGCUCCCACAUCAGCCUUAAAACGAUGAGGCAACUAUAUGGCACCAAACUCUGGCUCUAUUAAGGAGAUUUUUACUUUGGGCCUUGAAUUUCCUCUGCCCUUUAACCUUACUGGGCUAAGUAGCGUCAGUGGAUACCAUUAAAUAUCUUACCUGCCUAAAGUCGCAAAUAGUACAGACAGAUAAAAAGAAGCAGAGGAAGAGGAGAUAAAGGAGGGUAUAUAUUGUCUAGACUACUUGAGUCAUAGCAACUUCUUUUGGAUUCUGUCAGCUUGCUUUCACACAAUCCAAAAAUGGCCUGUAGGGCUAGAGGGACCAAGAUGUAGGUUUUUGGUGCAUUUGUAUUAGUUGUGAACAAACUCAAACAUGGCUUUACUGUAGGUUUUUUGUUUUGUGUGUGUGUUUUUUUUUGUUGUUUUUUUUUUGUUUUGUUUGUUUGUUUGGUUUUUUUUUUUGCUGGUUUCUAAGUAGUCUGUUCCAUUCUCUGUUUUCUGGGUUGCUAGGAUGGACAGGAGCCACAGUACAUUUUAUUAGCUUUGGUUAUUAUUAAGUCGUGUCUCUGGUCCUUCCCUCUGUCACUUUGGCUGCGGCUGGGUCCUUCCAGAGCUCCUUUAUCUAGUGGCCCUCCCUACAUUUCCCCAGCUACUGAACAGGUUCCUCAUCAUCGUCCAGGGAUGUUGUGUGUAUUGCAUUACAGAGUCUGAUCACCAUCAUCACAUGUGCCUUUUGGGAGUGCCAGGAAUUUUCCCACACACCAGCGACCAGUCACUUUUCUUUUUGUCAGGAGAAGACAUCCUGGGGGAUAUUGCACAAGGGGAGACUUUGGGGCUGGGUUUGGGCCAGUCUCCUAGUCCUGCCCUUCCUUUGGUUGAUGCUCUGGGCAAGGUGUAUACCUCCGGCCUGGACUAAGUGCUCAUCUCACUUCUCAGCACCAUCGUCAUGUUGAGCUGCCUUUUCCUCCUGAAGGCAUUUCUUGCUCUUGGGUCCCUGAUAUCCUGGGUGGCUUCUGGAGAGCAUGUGAAAGAAGGAGAAUGCCCUCCUAAUAAGAACCUGUGCAAAGAGCUGUGCUGGGGGGACGAAUCAUGUCCAGCUGGGCAGAAGUGCUGCAGCAACGGCUGUGGUCGGGUCUGCCGAGGAGGCAUUCCGAAGGGGAGGAAAGGAGAUUGUCCCAGGGCUGUUCGGAAACAGUCCUGUUUCCAAAGGUGCGUCACUGAUGAGACUUGUCCAGGUAGAAAGAAAUGCUGCGCGUUUGGCUGCAACAAGAGCUGUGUGGUCCCAGUCUCUCAACCAAAGCUGGAGCCUGGAGGUGAAUGUCCGGCUGACCCCCUUCCGUGUAAGGAGUUGUGUGAUGGGGACGUGUCCUGCCCCCAGGGGCUUAAAUGCUGUAGCACCGGCUGUGGCCACUCCUGCCGUGGAGACAUUAAGGGAGGGCGGAGUGGUGAUUGUCCAAAUAUUUUGGUGGGCUUGUGCAUCGUCAGUUGCAUGACGGAUGAGAACUGCCAGGCCGGGGAAAAGUGCUGCAAGUCAGGCUGCGGCCGCUUCUGUGUCCCACCAAUUCUGCGAGCCGAAAUGGCCACAAACCCCAGCUGGACCCUCAGGUCUGAUUCUGAAUUAGAGACCCGGGUGUCCUAGCUGUCCUGAGCUGCUACAGGGGGCUUGUUCUGGCUGCCAGGAGAGGGAGAUAUCCUGGGGCUGUGACCCUCCGGGGGGCUCUCACUGCCCUCCCUGCUCUGCUUCUGUUCCUGCUGCUGCCCUGAGCGUGGGAAUAUAGCCGUGGAUUUGGGCAAUGGUGUUCGGUGCUGCUUGUCCCCAGUAAAGGCUCAUGCUGACCUUCUUGUCUGUGCUGUUUGAGGGCUAGGAUGAGGAGAGAGAGCUAGGGGGUCUGAGCAUGGCUGCAGGAUUAUGGCACCUUAGGCAAUCCAUCCUUUCUGAGAACACUGAAAUGUUGCUGCUCAGGUGGGGAGGGCAGAGGAGGGUGGGAGCUCAACAGACUUGCCCCAGAAGUCUCUCUCAAGCCUCAGGAGUGGGACCCUCAGGCCUCUUCUUGGGCCUGCUGACCUUUCUUUUAUCAGAAUGUGAGUUGGGCUUGGAACUGGUUUACUGCAGUCGUUUGGAUGUUCCUACCUUGGACCUCCUUCCUUAGGGGCUGGCCCGUGGCUCCAAGACAGGCAGUAAGUCCCCUCCAGGUCACUUUGCUGUAGGGAGGAAUUAUCUUUAGGUUCUUGGAAUCAAGAUCAGUUUUUAAAAAUUAUAUUUGUUAGAGGGCAUCUGGGUG